ACGACGUCAUCAAAUAGUGACUGAUCUGUGGGUUUGGAUUUGGAUUUGUUUACAUAACUGAAACAACCUUUUUUAUCUAAUAUCAUUGAUAAUAUACAAUAACGAGCACUAAAGCCAGGAAAAGGACUCUUUGAUAAGGAAGACAAUAAAAGUCUGUAAUUUUCCCGGCUUCGAUAUUAAUUUUAAGUCUGCAUCUAGUUGUAAUAUGAAUAUAUAUAUAAUUAUAUAAUUACAGAUAAGAUAAGAUAUGUCUUAUCUGUUGUAAUACUAUUUAAACCAGAAGAAAAAAAUUCAAUAAAUUUAAUUUCUUUAAUUUGUGAUAUCGCUAAAAAUAAUUUUAAUUUUCCAUUUUUUUGUUUUAAAUUAAAAAUUUUAUUGUUUAACUGUCAUACAUACAAUUUGAUCAGUAGUUAUUGCAAAUUUGGUGUUUGUAAUUUGUUUACUCUCUUUAUUUAAGGUAAUAUAGAAAAUCAACUACGUUUUAUUUCUGUUGUAUAAUAUAAUUGAGUUUUUGUAUUUUUCGAAAGCAAAUAACACAAUGUCACGUCCCACAAGUUGUGCAGAAAAUGACUUGUCAUUAGCUGAUAAUGAAUUACUCUUAGAAAGUGACUAUAUGUCUACAAUAUUAAAUACACUAAAUGGUUUUUGUAAAGUUAAUUUAGAAGUCCCUCAAACUAAGCUAUUUUUUUCAAGUGAUAGCCUUUUGCCAAUCAAUGCAAAGAUUAAGUUAUCAAAUAAAGAACAUACUUAUCAUAGAAGUAAUACUCCUGAUCAUAUAGCUGAUGUUUUUAAAAAUGUUGUGAAUUUGCAACAUAAUGAUAAUAUUGAAAAUAUAGAUUUGAAUCAAUUACGUACAUCUAAUCAGAAAUCAGUUGAUCAAUUUCAAAUGUAUUCUGAACCUCCAUCAAAUGAAAGUAAUAGUUGUUCAACUAAUCAAAGAGAAGAAAAAAAGAAAUGUAUGUCUCCUAAAAAUAAGAAAAGAAAAACAAAAUAUAACAAAUUAAGUAAUCUAGACCCAUCACAGGACCUAACUUCAUUAAUAUCUAUGCAAAUUAAAAGUAAUUUGAAUGAUUUAAAUUGUUCUGAUAAAAUUAACAGAAUGGAAAUCCCUGAUUGUGGGACAAAUGUUACUAACAGUCAUCUAGAUCAAAAUUUUCUUAGUAAUGAUAUUAAAAAUUUGAAGAAUACCUUAAAUAAUACACAAGGAACCAGUACAGGACAAUUAAUGACUCAAAAAACGAGUGAUGUUACUUUUAGUGAUAAAUUGAUAUCUCAAUCUGAAUGCCCUUUAUGUUUUGGGAUUUAUCCUACCUCUGAUAUUGAAGCACAUGCUUCAGAAUGCAAUAUUUGAUACUACAAAUUGUUUAAUUGACUAUUCUAAAAUUUUUUGUUUGUUGUUAUAUCUGUUAUAAUUUAGUAAUUUAACAAUCAUUAAUAUUUUAUUUAUAUAUAUUCAUUGAAUUGAUUAUUUUUGACUAAUUAUCUACAUACAAUUUUCUAUUUUUUAAUUCUAAAUUUAAGUCUGCUAUUGGUAAGUAUGACACAAAUGAAGUAUUAUAAUAUAUUAUGUCAAAAAAAAAAAAAUAAUCAUAAACAAUUAUUAGUUUGCCAUUAUAAAUGGGGCUUAUAUAAGUCUUAUUCAAAAACUUGUCCAAGUUUGCAUUAUUAGAAUUAAAAUUCUUUAUAGUGUUUUUAUUUUUAGUGGUUGAAUAAAAACGUAGAGUACAAUAUUAUUUAAGUUAUAUAAAUAAAUUCUUUAAUGCUGUUUACUUAUUGUUUUUUAAUGUAUUAAUGACUGAUAUUUAUAUCCAAUUAUACUAAAACAAAAAAUUGGUUUUAAUUAAAAAUUUUGCUAAAUUUUUUUUUUUUUUUUUUGAGGUAUGAUAAAGGCACUAUUUAUAGCCAGUAUUCCACUUAUAGCUUAAGAUAUUUUUUUUAUAUUAACUUUCAUACAUAACACUGAAAUAAUAUUUUUGUAAAUUAAGAAAAUAGUAUUUAUGAUACAGGUAGUUUUUAAAGCUUAAAUAAGAAAGUGAUCAAUGGUAAAGUUUAAGUAGUUACAGAGGGUGACUUUGCCUUUUUACAUAUUUUAUCAUUAUUAUUUGCUUUUUGUGGCAUACAUGUAUCUCAAAUCUAACCAUUAACAUUUAUAACUUUUGAUUGGACUGAUUUCUUUCAACGAUAUGGCAAAAGGUCACAAAUCAUAUUUAG
Daktulosphaira vitifoliae (grape phylloxera) is the source of this 2211-nucleotide messenger RNA. RefSeq lists its product as uncharacterized. The transcript has 3 exons. The record is from RefSeq and is a predicted model, not a curated record. NCBI's taxonomy places the organism in Eukaryota, Metazoa, Arthropoda, Insecta, Hemiptera, Phylloxeridae. The coding region runs from base 539 to 1351 and encodes 270 amino acids.